Molecule: messenger RNA, 1287 nt
Organism: Lachancea dasiensis
Lineage: Eukaryota; Fungi; Ascomycota; Saccharomycetes; Saccharomycetales; Saccharomycetaceae
Source: the annotation of a GenBank genome assembly
AUGCGCAGAGUCGUGGUCACCGGGCUUGGCGCGCUCACGCCCUUGGGUCCCUCCGUAUCCCAAUCAUGGUCGCGCCUGCUCCAAGGCGCCUCUGGUAUCCGCCCCAUCCUCCAGCUUCCUAAUUAUAAGGACUACGAACCGCACUGUCCUCCGGAGACCGCGGUCGCGCAGGUCGCUGGGUUCGCUGCCACCAACCACCCAGACCUGUUCACCGCGCAAGACCUUCGCAGAAUGAGUCUAUUCACCCAGUUCGCCGUUGUCGCGGCCCAAGAGGCUCUAAUAGACUCCCAAUUGCUUGACCUCCUACACCGCGAGUCCAGUUUAAACGACCGGUUCGGUUGCGUCUUGGGCUCCGGAAUCGCCUCCAUCCACGACUUCUACGAUUCCAUCCUCAGUUUUGAUGGUGGUAAAAAGCUGUCACCGACCUUCGUGCCCCGGAUCCUCGCUAACAUGGCCUGCGGCAACGUUUCCAUCAAGUUCCAACUACGAGGCGUCUCCCAUUGUGCAUCCACGGCCUGCGCAACGGGGAACAAUGCUGUUGGUGAUGCUUACAACUUUAUCAAGCUCGGGUACAACGAUGUGUGCCUUGCGGGCGCCAGCGAGGCCAGUGUACACCCGCUGGCGCUGGCUGGGUUUUUGCGUGCGAAGAGUAUCUCUCCAGAUGGCGUCUCCAGGCCGUUUGACGGCCGUCGUAAUGGAUUUGUGCUAGGCGAGGGCGCCGGAGUGCUGGUUUUGGAGUCACUCGACCACGCUCGUGCUCGCAAUGCCAAGAUCUACGCCGAAAUCGAAGGUUACGGUCUCACUAGCGAUGCCCACCACAUCACAUCGCCUUUAGAGUCCGGUGACGGUGCCAGACGUGCUAUGCAAAUGGCGCUUGGUAGUUACAAUCCCAGCCAGGUCGACUACGUCAAUGCACAUGCUACUUCCACGGUGCUUGGCGACAGAGCAGAACUGCGCGCUAUCCAAAAUGUUUUCCAAGGCUCUCUCAAUGCCCCACUGAAAGUCUCCAGCAAUAAAGGUGCCAUUGGCCAUUUGCUGGGGGCCGCAGGCGCAGUUGAAAGCAUAUUCACCAUCAAGUCUCUACAGGAAGGAGUAGUGCCACCUACCCUGAACUUGGAAACGGUAGGUGGCUCGCAAGGCGACGAUAUUUUCACAGAUAUGGGACCGAUUGACCUGGUCAAAGGUGCCCCGGAGCGACGCGAGCUCCGCUACGCUCUCAACAAUAGCUUUGGGUUUGGAGGUAUCAAUUCAUCAAUUUUAUUCAAGAGAUGGGAUGCUUCAAACUAA